Messenger RNA from Egretta garzetta (little egret), 1050 nucleotides. RefSeq names its product musashi RNA binding protein 1 (gene MSI1). Gene Ontology annotation, molecular function: RNA binding. The record is from RefSeq and is a predicted model, not a curated record. The coding region runs from base 46 to 948 and encodes 300 amino acids. The transcript has 13 exons. Lineage: Eukaryota; Metazoa; Chordata; Aves; Pelecaniformes; Ardeidae. Gene Ontology annotation, cellular component: cytoplasm.
CGGGAGUACUUCAGCCAGUUCGGCGAGGUGAAGGAGUGCCUGGUGAUGCGGGACCCGCUGACAAAGAGAUCCAGGGGCUUCGGGUUCGUCACGUUCAUGGACCAGGCUGGCGUCGACAAGGUCCUGGCCCAAUCCAGACAUGAACUGGACUCCAAGACGAUUGACCCGAAGGUAGCCUUCCCCCGCCGAGCACAGCCCAAGAUGGUGACCCGAACGAAGAAGAUAUUUGUGGGUGGUCUGUCCGUGAACACUACUGUGGAGGAUGUGAAACAAUAUUUCGAGCAGUUUGGGAAGGUGGACGAUGCAAUGCUGAUGUUCGACAAGACGACCAACCGACACCGAGGUUUUGGGUUUGUCACCUUUGAAAGUGAAGACAUUGUGGAAAAAGUGUGUGAAAUCCACUUCCAUGAGAUCAACAACAAAAUGGUUGAGUGUAAAAAAGCCCAGCCGAAGGAGGUGAUGUCCCCAACGGGCUCGGCACGAGGGCGGUCCCGAGUCAUGCCUUAUGGGAUGGAUGCCUUCAUGCUCGGGAUCGGCAUGCUGGGUUAUCCAGGCUUCCAAGCUGCCACCUACGCGAGUCGAAGUUACACUGGCAUUGCACCUGGCUACACUUACCAGUUCCCUGAGUUCCGUGUAGAGCGGACCCCUCUCCCGAGUGCCCCCGUCCUCCCUGAGCUCACAGCAAUCCCCCUCACUGCGUAUGGACCAAUGGCGGCAGCAGCGGCUGCGGCAGCCGUGGUGCGAGGGACAGGUUCCACCCCCAGUCGCACCGGUGGAUUUCUGGGCACCACCAGCCCUGGGCCGAUGGCAGAGCUUUAUGGAGCUGCCAACCAGGACUCAGGGGUCAGCAGUUACAUCAGCGCUGCCAGUCCAGCCCCAAGCACCGGCUUUGGCCACAGCCUAGGGGGUCCCUUGAUUGCAACAGCUUUUACCAAUGGGUAUCACUGAAGCUGGGGACCAAGGAGGCAGGAGAUUCCCCAUUGACCUAACCGAGGACAGCGGCUGGAGGAUCUGGUGAGCCUCGGGGGAUGAGCCAAGGUUACCUUUUUC